CAUUUUUAAUUUAUGUUCUUGCAACAACCAGCAGCAAAAGUAUUCAUAUUCUAUAGUUUUGGAUAUUAUUUGAUCAGAAGAGUUCUUCUUUUCUUGUUCUUCUCCUUCAAAUUCCAAAUUUCUGAUCAAAAUUCCCAGAAAGUUGGGAUUUUGACUGCUCUAAUUAAAGGGGUUUAACUCUCUGCCCUUUCUGGUGGGAAGAAUGUGGGCUACAAAGGGCAGGCUGCAGUUUUGAAAUUGUAGUUUCUGAGGGGUUGAGGAAGCUUCCUAUUAAGGUGGAAAUAAGGGAACAAAACAAAGCCUAAGUUUAACAAGGAUGACAACUGAGAGUCCAAUCAGGAUGUUAGAAAGUGAUGACUCCAAAAAGUGGCUGCCUACUGUUGACUCUGGAUUGUUUUCUUCACCUUUGCCUAGUAGAAGUGGUAGUGCUCCACCUACAAUUGAGGGUUCCAUUGCUGCAUUUCAAGCUUUUAUGGAUCAAAGGAAUUCAACUCUAACUAGCUCUAACAACGAGUUUUUGGACUGUGAGUCUGAAGAACAAAUGCGAACUGAUCCAGCAUACAUUGCUUACUACUACGCUAAUGUUAACCUUAAUCCAAGGCUUCCUCCUCCUUUAAUCUCACGAGGGAGUCGUCAUUUGGUGCAAUUUAUGGGAGGUUUUGGCAGUAAAAAAACUGAAGGUUUGUUGGCUACUCAUAAGGAGGAACCUGAAGAAUCCGUGUCACCACAACAAAGUUCUGGUGAUCCGGAGGGUAGUUUUGUCCAUGGUAAAAAGAUGACAACAUUAGCUGAUCUAAAGGAGGAAUCACCAUCUUCAGUUUCUGCUGAUGUGCAUAGCACCAUGAAUUCUUCUACCAGUCCUGUAUUAACUCCUUCAAACUGCAGAAAUGUUGAACCAGAGGAUAAUUCAUCUAUCCAAAGUAACAUUGGGUCAGAUAAUUCUGUAGUAGAGUCAAGAAUGAAAUUACUGGAUGUUUCAGGAGAAUUACUGAGAGAGGAUGACCAAAAGAGACGUGACUAUCAUCUACGCUUGAUAGAGGAGAAUAGGCUUCUUCCUCAUCAUCCUUCACAAGGCACGGCAUACCAGCUUCCUGGAUUCCAUUCUUAUACUGUUCCUCGAGGAAUGUUUUCUGUUCAUCAGAAGCUACUACCAGUUCAUCAGUCAUUCAUGCAUAGCACAGGACUUGUACCAGUACCAGUACCACCAUUAUACACAUCAACAGCUGCUAAUUAUAUGAAUUCAGGAAACCUCUUUUACCCAAGUGUACCACUACCAGUCUUCCCUACUCCACAAUCAGCUCAUUUUGGCGGAUUUCUUCAAGAUAGUGCGUUUCCAUUCCCAAUUGAUGCUUAUUCCAAGGCUAGUUUCUUUAAGCAACAAAUGGAAGCUUUACAUGGAGGAUUGAACCCAUAUACAAGUCAAGUUCUAAGGCCUUCUUUUGGUAGUCCUGUUCAAGGACAAUCCUUUCAACAAUUCCAACUGGAUUCGCUUGCAUCACGAAAAGACACUGUUGCAGGUUCUUCAGUAGGUGACAAGGAACUAAAUCAUCUUGCAAAUAAACAGAACAUAACAAGUGGGACCCACCUGAGAUUCCCCGCCCAUAGCUUAGCGGAGCCACAAUUUGCAGUUCCUUCUGCAUUACCAGGAUCUUCUGUAACCAGGAAUAUUAAUCAAGGCCUAGGAAAUGAUCUGAGUGGUUCAUCACAGCAUUCAUCAAAAAGCACAGUUGCAUAUCCUGGAUGGAAAGAACAAAGAGGAUCUGAGAGUUCUGAAAAUAAUACUAAUUCUAAAAGACAAGCUUUUCUUGAGUUGCUCAAAUCCUUCAGCACUAGGAUGCUUGAAUUAUCAGAUAUUUCAGGCCAGAUUGUCGAGUUCAGCACUGAUCAACAUGGUAGUCGGUUUAUCCAACAAAAGUUAGAGAGCUGUGGCAGUAAAGAGAAGGAAUCUGUUUUCGAGGAAGUUCUUCCACAAGCUUCAAAAUUAAUGACUGAUGUAUUUGGAAAUUAUGUUGUUCAAAAGUUCUUUGAGCAUGGAACUGUUGAACAGAGGAGAAAGCUAGGGCAGAAACUUACUGGACAGGUUUUGACCUUAAGUUUGCAAAUGUAUGGCUGCCGUGUGAUCCAAAAGGCACUGGAAGUAAUUGAGCUUGAUCAGAAAGUGGAGCUUAUGAAGGAACUUGAUGGGAAUGUUAUGAGAUGUGUUCAUGACCAAAAUGGAAACCAUGUGAUACAGAAAUGUAUUGAAUCUGUUCCAACUGAGAAACUCAAAUUCAUUGUUUCUUCAUUUACUGGUCAAGUUGCAACACUUUCAUGUCACCCUUAUGGUUGUCGUGUCAUUCAGAGAGUUCUGGAACAUUGUUCAGAUCUGGAGAUAAGUCAGUGGAUAGUUGAUGAAAUCCUUGAUUCUACUUCUGCCCUCGCUCAUGACCCGUAUGGUAACUAUGUUACUCAGCAUGUUAUGGAAAUGGGAAAACCAUAUCAAAGAAGCCAAAUCAUUCACAAGUUAACUGGUCGAUUUGUACAGCUGAGCCAGCAUAAGUUUGCAUCCAAUGUUGUUGAAAAAUGCAUAAUCUAUGGCAACGAUUCAGAACGAGAUCUCAUAAUUGAGGAAAUCAUCACACAGUCUGACAACAAUGAAUCUCUAUUGAUGAUGAUGAAAGACCAAUAUGCAAAUUAUGUAAUUCAGAAGAUAUUCGAGAUUGGCUCUGAGAAACAAAAGGACAUAUUGCAAAACUGUAUUCGAUUACAUCUUCCUGCACUAAAAAAAGUGACAUACGCGAAGCACAUUGUGUCUCGCUAUGAGCAAUUAGCAGCAGAGGGCUCAGAACAGGGGAAAGAACAGUUUGUGAAGUUGUCUGACAACAAUCCGAGCAAUUCUGGAUGAGCUAACUUAAUUGAGACGGCAGGCUUUGAUUAUUUUCCCAUGGUGUGAACAUAUAUAAUGCAUGGGGUUGAUGACUCUGAUCAUCAAGUAAAAACACUGAUGUUUGAUUACUGUGCAGAUUAUCUUGUAAAUCCAACCUUCUUUUGCUGUUUUCUUCUUCAAUCUUUACCUUAAUUUACUAUCCAACUGUAUUUAUUUUCAGUUGUCUAUUCCCAACUCUGUUCAUCUCUAAGACUUGUUUGUCAUCAUAGAAUAAUAAUAUGUUAAAUAUUGUUACA
Spinacia oleracea (spinach) is the source of this 3162-nucleotide messenger RNA. RefSeq names its product pumilio homolog 5. Bases 317 to 2884 code for a protein of 855 amino acids. Gene Ontology annotation, cellular component: cytoplasm. Gene Ontology annotation, biological process: post-transcriptional regulation of gene expression. The transcript is spliced from 11 exons. NCBI's taxonomy places the organism in Eukaryota, Viridiplantae, Streptophyta, Magnoliopsida, Caryophyllales, Amaranthaceae. The record is from RefSeq and is a predicted model, not a curated record. Gene Ontology annotation, molecular function: mRNA binding.